Messenger RNA from Acanthaster planci (crown-of-thorns starfish), 5443 nucleotides. Its product is annotated as low-density lipoprotein receptor-related protein 4-like. The record is from RefSeq and is a predicted model, not a curated record. Lineage: Eukaryota; Metazoa; Echinodermata; Asteroidea; Valvatida; Acanthasteridae.
UUGGUGGUAGGGAGCGCCACACGCUAUCAUGUUUACUCAGGAUUUAUCAGCUCUGCUCUGUGGAAUAUCUUGGUUUGCUUUGAGUUUUCUAUCAAUCUCACCGGGACGAGCACUUCUCCAUAGUGGCAACAGCUCGUCUCCCUCGCAAUGCGGCGGAGUUCUCCGUGCCGGGUCGGGGGUCAUCUCGUCGCCUAUUCAGCCUGCAGGUGUCCCUAGUCGGUACCCUGACAAUCUACGGUGUGGCUGGACCAUCGUUACGCCUAAGAGUCGCCGUGUGAGGCUCGUUUUCUCGACUUUCGAUCUGCAGUUCAGCGACCACUGCCAAGCCGAUUAUGUCAAGAUCAUCCAAGACGGGGAAAGUGAGACCGCCUCCUCAACCGUCUACUGCGGCCGGGAUCAAGCCCUCCCUCCCCCGGUGUUGUCCACGGGUAGCGUGCUGCGCGUGCUGUUCGUCACGGACGGCAGUCUGGGCGGGGCGGGGUUCAGCGUGUUUUACCAAUCAGUUCGAGUAGACGCUCCAGAUGCGCCUGUUAUAGUCUGGCUGGAGCAGAACCUAGCAGAUUCCAUGGCCAAACUGCAGACUCUCCCGGCCGAUCCCGCCGACUACCUGUCAUCCGGGAGCAUCGUCACCAAUACCAUGCUCAAGUACCGGCCCGCCAACUGGUCUGCUCUGGCCGUCGACUACCACAACCGGGACUUCUUCUGGAGCGACCCGAAGCUGAAGCUCGUCUGGCAUGGUGAGAUGAGCGGGGACACGCUCGUCGCUGAACCUCUGUAUAGCGGUACCUCGUCGGCGGUUGCUGGUCUGGCUGUGGACUGGUUGGCGCGGACCGUGUACUGGACGGACGCAGCCUACAACUGGAUAAUGGUGAGCAACUACGACGGUUCCAGACACAGGGUGUUGGUGGAAGACGGUCUGGAUGAGCCGAGUGGUAUCGUUGUACAUCCCUCCCAAGGGUGGCUGUUUUGGGCAGAUCAGGGAAGCAAGUCGAGGAUCGAACGAAGCCGACUCGACGGACAGGAUCGCCGGGUAUUAAUCGGUGCCGAGGCCGGCUACCCCGUGGGGAUCACUGUGGACUAUCCGCACGAUAGGCUGUACUGGACGGCACAUGGCCCAACCGGCACAAGCUCCAUCUUCUCUGCUUCGAUCGACGGCGAAUCGCUGAUGGAGCAUGUUCGCGUAGACUACAACCAGUAUGUGUUCAAUGACCUGACUAUAUUUAAGGAAUACCUGUACGUGACGGACUCCACUAACCAGCUGCAUUGCUAUCAGAAGGAUGCAGGCAUGGCUCACUAUUUCAGCUUCAAUCUUGGAGUGCGAAGACCAUUUGGCAUUACCUCAUUCGCCGACAACAACUACGUCUUUGAGUCAUCUUGGUGUGACAGGAACCCUUGCGAGUAUCUCUGUGUAAGCACCGACGAACACAGGCAUAGAUGCUUAUGUCAACUCGGGUACCAUGCUGUGGAGGAUGGAACGUGCGUCCGUGAUUCAGAUGUCCAGAUCCCACCGCCCAAGCUCUUCGUCGUGGCCAGAGACAGCAUCUGCAUGUACCCAGAUAACGUCGCAGACAUGCCCCUCAGCGGCGCCGGCGGGACGGGCCCCGGCCAGUGCAUCCUUCGAGACUUGCCCGAGGCCACUGCCAUGACUACUGACGUCCAAGACAGCCGGCUGUUCUACAGCCUGCUUGGCGAGGGUGGCACUUUGUAUAGUGUGAGGUUGAGGAACAAUGAGAACGUUGUGACAGUCGUGGGUGGGACGGGUGCGGUUCACGGCAUGGCCGUCGACUGGUUGGCUAAACUGCUGUACUGGACUGAUUCGCUCUUGAACCACAUCGCUAUGGCGACAUACGAUGGCCGACACAGAAAGAUUCUCCUCCGUGACGACAUGGACCAACCAGGGAGCAUUGCCUUGGACCCCCACGAGAGAUUUAUUUUCUGGACUUACCUGACCUCCGGGGCAUCACAGCUGGAGCGAGCCGGUCUGGACGGCAGCAGUCGGAUAGUGAUCCUCCGUGAAGUGAUGGAGCCACGCGGCAUCGCGCUGGACUACAACAGCAAAAGGUUGUAUCUUGCAGAAAGAGGCACUGGUACGAUACGAACCUUUGACUAUUCCGGCAGAGAUUGGCGGACGGUUUAUGCCAAGAGGGAAGCCAUGUUUACGGGCCUGGCCCUCUACAAGGAUUAUCUCUUUUGGACGCAGUGGAAUCCGGCGGAACUCCACGCUGUCAACAGAAAGACGGGGAAGCUGGAGCGCAAACUCCCCCUGAGCGGCGUCGCUGAGUCCCCCUAUGGGGUCGCCAUGUAUGCGGAAAGCAGACAACCCCUGGGACAGAGUCCCUGCUCAAAUAGCAGUCAUGGAUGCCAACAAUUGUGUCUUCCCGCCCCAUUGCCGUCGGACUUCGUAUGCGACUGCGCAAUUGGCUACACCUUGGGAGAAGAUGGCUCCUCAUGCACUUCCGAUUUAGUGAAGGACAACUUCAUUCUUGUGACCGACACUGUCCUCCACGGAAUCUACCAAGUUGACCUUUCGACCCCUGACCCCACCCUCCAAGCCCUCCCGUUGACCAACGUCUCGAACCCGCUGUCGGUCGGCUAUGACCCCUUGCUGGGAAUGGUGUACUGGAGUGACGUCACAAAAGGGACCAUAAGUAGAGCGUCCCUUGCCGGUGGUAACCAAGAAGUCAUUGUUACCUCAAAUCAUGGAGAAGCUCCUUAUUCCAUAGUGGUAGACUCCCGACUUCUUUUCUGGACGGACGUUGAAUCCAACAGUAUUAAGGUGUGUCGUCUGGACGGCGCGUACCAGAUGACGCUUGUGAACACAUCUGCGAGUCCUCGAGCUCUUACUACAUUUGCAAAUGAGGGACUGCUUUUCUGGACAUGGUGGGGUGAAGAUAGCGCUGGUAUUAGCAAAUCAUCGAUGGACGGACGUAACGUGGAGGUCUUACUAUCGAACAAUGGAGGUUUUCUGCACGGUCUUGCUGUCGACGCCCUUGAGAGGCGCUUGUACUGGACCGAUGCCGAUGUUCACACGAUCGAGUCCAUAGAUCUAGACACCGGGAGCGACCGGCAGACCACCCCCCUGGGCUUCGCCUCACGACCCUUCGGCCUGGCCGUCGAGGUGUCCCACAUCUUAUGGACCGACCAGGGCUCCCGGAGGCUGAUGAGAGCGGACAGGGCCACUGGAACGAACGUAGAAAUCGUCGGCAGUCUUGACCUAGCGAGGCCUAACGGCAUGCACUGUCAGGCACGGAGUUCAAACAGCGUCGUGAACAAUGGUUGCUCCUUGAGUAAUGGAGGUUGCAGCGGACUGUGUCUGCCGACACCCACUGGUCGAACCUGCGCGUGUGCAGAUGGUGUCGCUGCAGACGAGGACGGGUCUUGCCCUUUUGGUGAAGAGGAUAAAUCGGUAGACAAGGUCACUCAGCUGGAAUUCAUCAAUCGCCCACAUGACCUCACUCUCGAAGUAGGCAUGGAGAUCAACCAGAUGUGUAGCAGCAAUCAGCCGUCGGCCAGUGUAAAAUGGCAAAAGGAUUUUAUGCCAUUGCCGCUUGGUCAAACUGGCGGUAUCUAUGUGUUAUCGGAUGGCGCGUUGGUGAUUCUGGAUGUUGACGAAACCCACCGUGGCUUUUACACCUGUACUAUAACGGGAACCACCGGUGACGUCAUCGAAGCGUCAGCUGAAUUCCAAUUCAGUCCACAAGAAGUGUUCGAGAUGACCCCUGAACUGGCCGUGAUUCAGGAGGGGGAGGACUAUAUCUUAACGUGUUCUGCACGGCCGGCCUCCUACGUCAUCCGCUGGGAGAAGGACGGAGCGCCGGUGCAGCUGUCGGACAUGGUUCACGUGAUCUCUGGGGAUAGCCUGAUCAUUCGGGAGGCAGUCGUUUCUGACAGUGGGAAGUACACGUGUAUCGCCCAGACGCUGGGCGGCGUGCGGGUGGCCGAGGUCACGGCCCGGGUCACGGUGACUGCACAGCAGGCCGUGCAGGAAGUUUGUGGCACAGUAACAUCACCCGAGGCAUUGGGUCUAUCAGAGGUUGGCUCUGAAGGAGCUGAAGAGGAGGAAGACCGGACCUUCCGGAUUGUGGGAGGCACCACCGCUAAGCGAGGCUCCUCCCCUUGGAUUGUCCGUUUAUGGGUGAAUGAGGACCGCACGCACUUCUGUGGCGGUGCCCUUCUCAAUCGCUACUGGGUCCUGACGGGCGCCCACUGCAUCACGGAGUACUCGCUGGGUCGGGAGGACAUCAAGAUCCGGUUGGGCGACCACGACUCUUACUCGGACGAGGGGAGCGAGCGCUUAGUGGGCGUCCAGCACAUCAAGGUGCACGACGAGUUCGUAGACAGCGACUACGACGGCGACCUGGCCCUGGUCAAGCUGGCCGAGCCCGUGGAGCGGUUCACCGACUACCUGCGGCCACUGUGUCUGCCCAGCAAGGCGCUGGCACGGGAGCUGCUCAAGCCGGGUCGCAAGGGGAAGGUGGCGGGCUGGGGCCGGCUGGUUGAGGGUGGGCCGUUCCCGCGCUAUCUGACCGAGGUGGACGUGCCAAUCGUCGGCCAGCAGAAGUGUAUCAGAUCCACCACGUAUCUCGUCACCGAGAGGAUGUUCUGUGCUGGCUACAAGAAAAAGAAGGGUGACGCAUGCAGGGGUGACAGCGGGGGGCCCUUCUCGAUUGAGCACGAGGGGAGAUGGUAUCAGUUGGGUAUUGUUAGCUGGGGCGAGGGGUGUGGGCGAGAAGGAAAGUAUGGCUUCUAUACCCGGCUUGUUAAAUUCCUUCAGUGGAUUAACCAAUACAUGGAGGAGCAUUAGACGCUGAUCGUUGUUUUCAUGCUUAUUUAAGUUUAUAUUAUCAGUAGACGUAACCAUGUUUAGUACUCGUUUUAUCAAGUCCAAAAUUAUGUACUUUGUUUCUGCAAUUUUCUUAUAAACUGCGAAAGAAGUGGUCAGCACCAUUGAGAAAACAGCUUGAAAUUUUAUUUUUUUCUUUUAAAUUCCUAAUGUCAUUCGAUAAAGACAGGAACCCUACCAAGACAUUAAUUUACUUAGGAUAGAGAUCAUUGGAGGUCAUGAGCAACAUUAUGUUUAUCUCACUACUUUAUUCAUCCAAGUGCGCUAAUGUUAAAAAGACUUUCGAUGUGACUUUUGUGCACCUCUGCGAUUAUGCGCAUUGUGAAUUUUAUGCAGUUAACAAGGCAUUAUUAUAAAUGCAAAUAAGUGUUAGGUAAUGCAAGAAUUCUUUCUAAUAACAAGGCAUUAAAAUUGUGAUGGACCAGUUUUCUGCGAGUACGUUAAAAAUCGGAUAUUGUCAGGGGACGAUUAUCGUCCCCAGACAAUAUCCGAGGUUUACUUUCGUCGCCAGACCCCUAUUGCGCAUGCUUGUGAGUAUAUUUAUGAAUGUUGCUUUAUACCCGUGUAUUGUUGAAUAAAUUGCAUGUCCACCGCCGCCAA